UUAACCUUCAAAAUAUAUUCAUUUGUCGCUUUGAGAUUGAAAGUCGGUAGACUGGAUGUACAUGGAGAGAACUACAAGCUAUGAAAGGAGUCAAGACACAACAGCUUGACGUAUUACAUGGCUGCUUUAAGCAUAUGGAGUUGCUGGUCCGAACAAGAAGUUGGCAUUCCACUAUUCAACGUGGCUUCAAUUCUUUCCGAUUUUCCGUGUUACUUGGGUACUUAGAGCGUAUGGAUUUGCUAAACGGAAUUUGAUUGGUAGUCUUGACGUUCGUUAUGGAUUUACCUGCAAACAUUGGCUCAUAGAUCCUGCCAAUAGAGAUUUUAUCUCGUUUGAGAGGAAGAGAGUUUUAGAGAAAAGUCGCAUUAAAAAAUGAUAUUGCAAAACAGGUAUUCGACACAGUUUGAUGGUUAUAAUCUGAGGCGUACAAAAAUGACGACAAUAUCAAAGUUUGUCAUCUUGUUAAACACUCAAAGCUCGUCAAAUUAAUUACAACAGAAAUGGAAAGUUCUACAGAGGCAACUAGAAGCAAUAUGGAACCAACAACUGAGAGCUCAGAUAAAUCUGUGCAUUAUUCUAAGAAGAAAUCACACUCAUACAGCAGUCAAGCAGAAGCUUUGUCAUUUUUUAAAGAAGAAAAUGUUAGUAUGAAUAAUGGUGAUUAUGGAACAGCAGUUGAAAACUACAAAAGAUGUUUGGAAAAUGCCGAAGAGAAUAACGUCAAAAUGAUGGUUUAUUUUGGUCUUGGUAACGCUUACACCCUCUGUGAUAAUUGGGAGGAAGGAUUGAACAGUUUUAAUCAUUGCUUAAAGUUUUCGUGUAAAGUUGAAAGUGAAUAUUUUGAACAUCAAGUAUACCUUGGCCUGGGGAGUGUUCAUUCUACCAUGAAAAGAUUGGAGGACGCAAUGAAGAAAGAUGAAAUGGAAUGUCUCUGCCAUAUUGCAUUGGGAGGAUUGAAUAAGUUGCUUAAAAAUUAUAAGCAAUCUUUGGAGCAUUAUAGAAAAGGAUUUUCUCUUAUUGAAUCUCAACAGCAACAACAUGAACAGCAUCAUCGACCACAACGACAAAGAAAAGUUGGUGGUAUCAACGUUAGUAAAGAUUUCGUCAACCUUAACAUGAAGAACUUGUCAAUUGUUACUUCAGCUGGAAUUGUGAAUGGAGUGUUGGCUGUUUUAUGGGAACUAGCGGAGUUGUUUGAUAAACUUGAACAAUGGGGAGAUGCAACAUUUAUAUAUGAAACAUAUCUGGAGAUGGUCACAAAAGAUGAAGAUAUAGAAAACCAAAAGAACGUCAUGGAGCGUCUUGUGCAAAUAUACGAUGAAGAAGAGCGUUAUUACUUAAGAAAUUCGAUGGAAGCCAAGUUGCAAGAAAUCAUUAAGAAAAAGAACGAAAAAGAGUGGGAAUACAUUGGUGAAUCUGUUAAACAUAAAGAAUUGUUCUUAAAAUUGAUCAAGUAUGGACGAAAUCCCAAUGUCGAGGUCAAGCAUGUAGACAAUGUACGUUUGAUAAUCUCUGAGGAGUUUUGCAUCGGUAGAGGAAGUGAUGGAACCCGUGUUUAUCUGGGACUGAAAAAGGAUGGUUACGGCAGAGCAGUAAAACGAAUACGUCGAGAUAACUGCAUCACGAUUGCCCAGAAAGAAAAGGAAAUCUUGAACAAAUUCAACGCAAAAGAGUCGAAAUAUGUUGUGAAAUAUUACUACUUAGAAGAGGACACUGGAACAGACUAUGUCUAUUUGAUACUAGACCUAUGUGAAGAAUCGUUGGAGAGUUUUGUGGAAUCUUCUACAUUGCAAGAUCUUCAAAAAUCUUUUCCCGAAAUUCUCAGACAAAUGUUAAAAGGAUUAGCUGAUCUUCACUGCGGCCCUUGUCCUAUUCUUCAUCGGGAUUUAAAGCCUUCCAAUGUUCUCCGAGACGCACAUAGUAAAUUUCUGAUUGCUGACUUUGGUAUAAGUCGAGAAUUGAAGGGUGGCCGUAAGACAUAUCAUACUAGCUCCAAAAAGGGAACUCCUGAAUCAUAUUGUAAAGAUGAAGAUUCCGUUGAUAAAGCACGUUACAAAAAAAUAGUCAGAUGUAAUGAACGCAGGAAUGUUGGCUUAUUAUGUUGCAACAAAAGGGAAGCAUCCUUUUGGGACUGAAGACUGUAGACUUCAAAACUUGUUACAUGGAAAUCAUGUUGGCUUGGACGAAAUAAAGGAUGCUGCUUUCCUAGACCUUUUGUUAUGGAUGCUACAACUAAAACCA
Xenia sp. Carnegie-2017 is the source of this 2241-nucleotide messenger RNA. RefSeq lists its product as uncharacterized. The transcript has 8 exons. The record is from RefSeq and is a predicted model, not a curated record. Gene Ontology annotation, cellular component: IRE1-TRAF2-ASK1 complex. NCBI's taxonomy places the organism in Eukaryota, Metazoa, Cnidaria, Anthozoa, Malacalcyonacea, Xeniidae. The coding region runs from base 501 to 2135 and encodes 544 amino acids. Gene Ontology annotation, molecular function: ATP binding; protein serine/threonine kinase activity; RNA endonuclease activity. Gene Ontology annotation, biological process: IRE1-mediated unfolded protein response; intrinsic apoptotic signaling pathway in response to endoplasmic reticulum stress; protein phosphorylation.